AUGGCUCAUGCCUCUAGCACAUCAUUCUUGAGGUUUGCGGAGAACAGAAUCUUGAAAGCAAGAAAAACUUGUCGAUGGUUGAAAUUUCUGGUGAGGCCUUUCUUCCAGCACUACAAAGAUGAAGGACAUUCUGCUGAAACUCCUUUGAGCUUGACAGGUGAUGUUCAGGUGGUUUCUACUCUCAACUGCUUGACUGCAGACAAGGCUCCUGGUAUCAAUACUCUUGGUCUGGCACACAUUGGACAACGAAAAAGGAAAAAUGCUACCUCAGUUUUGGAUGAAUUUGCACCAGCAGAUACCACGUAA
Messenger RNA from Dovyalis caffra, 306 nucleotides. The record is from the annotation of a GenBank genome assembly. Lineage: Eukaryota; Viridiplantae; Streptophyta; Magnoliopsida; Malpighiales; Salicaceae.